AUGUUGAUUCCAAAACAAGAUAGAAAAUUAAUCCACCAAUAUCUUUUCCAAGAAGGUGUUGUUGUUGCUAAAAAAGACUUCGAACAAGCUAAACACGAUGAAAUCGAUACUAAAAACUUAUACGUUAUCAAAGCUUUACAAUCUUUAACUUCAAAAGGUUUUGUUAAAACCCAAUUUUCAUGGCAAUAUUACUACUACACCUUAACUGAUGAAGGUGUUGAAUUUUUAAGACAAGAAUUAAACAUCCCAGAAGGUAUCUUACCUUUAACCAGAUUACAAGGUGCUCCAGCUGAAAGAUCUCAACCAAGAUUCCAACAAAGAAGAGGUAACUUCAGAAGAAGAGAUUAA
Molecule: messenger RNA, 348 nt
Organism: Yamadazyma jaroonii
Lineage: Eukaryota; Fungi; Ascomycota; Pichiomycetes; Serinales; Debaryomycetaceae
Source: the annotation of a GenBank genome assembly